AUAAGUAUAUGAAUAUAUCGCUCUUCGGUACUAUGCUCUAUAUGUCUCUUUCUCUCUGAAGAAGUUUCAACAUAUGGAGCAAUACUCACAAUACUUGAUGUUGGUUAAGAGCAACAACAGCAAUAUCCUUAUGAAUCCAUUUUCCAGCCAUUCAUGGGAAGAACAAGCGUUUGCAGAAGAUGGUCGAGGCCCUUUUGGGGGGUUCGUAUGGCCUCCAAGGUCUUAUUCUUGCAGCUUUUGUAAACGAGAGUUCAGGUCAGCUCAAGCACUAGGUGGUCACAUGAAUGUCCAUAGGAAAGAAAGAGCCAAGCUCAAGCACACCGUAAAUCUUACUAGUAGUGCUACUAUCUGUACAACUAAAAUGGCACCAAAGAACCAUAAUAAGCAAAAUCUUUGUAAAGAGUCUUUAGAUCCUGGUUUGUUUCCGUUAGCUCUUUCACCGUCUAGGGCUUCUUCAAUACCAGCAUUAGGUGAAGAAAGUUUUGAAACCAAUUCAGACACAAAGAGUUAUGUUUACGAUGAAGAUUUUGCUAUAGCACAUGGCAAUGGUGAUGUUGAAACAAAUUUGGUCAUAGGGUUUGAGUUGGAUUCUUGUUCGAAUACUGGAUCUUGUUGCAAGAGACAGAAGACGGGUGUUACACCAACCAUCAUGGACGGGUUGGACCUAGAGUUGAGGCUAGCUCGCUAACUAGCUUGCAUGGUGAUAUGAAUCUUCCAACAAUCUAAGAAUGCAGCUGGGGUUACACUAUUAGUGACUGUUUUCUAAUUGCCUGAG
Molecule: messenger RNA, 775 nt
Organism: Lactuca sativa (garden lettuce)
Lineage: Eukaryota; Viridiplantae; Streptophyta; Magnoliopsida; Asterales; Asteraceae
Product: putative transcriptional regulator RABBIT EARS
Source: RefSeq, a predicted model, not a curated record